AUGUCCCAAUGGCUACAGCGACAUACGUCUACAUCCGUUCAGCUAGGACUGGCCGCGACAUUCGGAGCAGUUGCCGCAACGUCAAUACUUCUCAUUGCGAGAGCCAGCCGCCGCCGACGCGCGACUGAAGAACUCAAGGCCUCGAUUCCCGAGAUCUCACGCGACCACCAUGCAACGCCGUUGACCGAGUAUGGCGGUGCCAGCCGCGCAAGUAUCACAAACAAGGAAGAUGAGAGGGCAGCGAAAAUCGCCGCACGGGCAAGAAAGGGGGACUACGACGAGGAAUUGAUCCUCGAACAACUGGCGCGUAACAGAGUGUUUCUGAAGGACGAAGGACUGGCCAAACUGCGCGAUGCAUUCGUGGUGGUCGUUGGCCUUGGUGGCGUGGGCAGCCAUUGCGUGGCGGCGCUGGCGAGGAGUGGUGUCUCGCGUAUCCGCAUAAUCGAUUUCGAUCAGGUUACACUGAGCAGUUUGAACCGACAUGCGCUGGCCACCCUGGCGGACGUGGGCACCCCGAAGGUGCACUGUGUGAGGAAGCGGUUGGAGCAGAUUUGUCCGUGGACAAGGAUUGAUUGCCGAAACGAGAUGUUGAGCUCACAGUCCAUGGAGGCGUUGUUGGGAGAAUGGGAUUACGAGCUACGCAACGAUGAUGAUGUGAAGGAACCCGAUUGGGUGGUCGAUGCGAUUGAUAAUAUCGAUUCCAAGGUCGGGCUGCUGCAUUAUUGUGCUGCUAUCAAGGGGAUCAAAGUCAUUAGCUCUAUGGGGGCAGGUUGUAAAAGUGAUCCGACGAGAAUCCAGGUUGGAGAUAUCUCUACCAGCACAGAGGAUCCGCUGUCAAAGUCGACGAGGCGGAGGUUGAGGGUUAUGGGAAUCAAGGAUGGGAUCCCUGUUGUCUUUUCAACUGAGAAACCUGGAGAAGGUAAGGCCGAGUUGUUGCCCGUUGCCGAUGAAGAGGUCGAGAAGGGCAAUGUGGAUAAACUGGGUGUUCUGCCGGAUUUCAGAGUCAGGAUCUUGCCUGUUCUUGGAACGAUGCCCGCCAUAUUUGGGUACACCGUCGCCAAUCACGUCAUUUGCAGUAUGGCGGGAUACCCCAUCGACUACCGGACCGGGGAGAAAGGAAGAGAGAAGAUGUACGACGGCAUACUCUCGGCCUUACAAGGUCUUGAAGAGCGGUUGGUCCGGUCGACAGAUGGCCAGGACGCCAUCGGGUUAAGAAUACCCGUGAGCAGAGAUGACGUGGCGUAUCUCGUGGAAGAAGUAUUCCGUGGCAAGAGUGUUAUCUCGGGUCUAGGAAACCGACUAGCUCUCAUUAGAUGGAGGAAGCCUGCUGAUGGCUUCAAAGUCGACUCCGCAUAUCUGAACGAAGGGCAGAAGAUGAUCAGAUUACCAUUGAUCGAUUUGGUUCUCAUGACGAAAGAGGAGGCUCAGAGGCAUGAGAAACAAGUCCUUAAAGGUGGUAUGGAACCAGACGAUAUGUACGAUUCCAGGGUGCUGGCUCAGGUCAAGAAGCGCCAUGAUGAAGAACGAGCAUACGAGAGGUACAGAUGA
This is a messenger RNA of Rhinocladiella mackenziei CBS 650.93, 1548 nucleotides long. RefSeq lists its product as uncharacterized. The transcript has a single exon. Gene Ontology annotation, cellular component: mitochondrial outer membrane. Lineage: Eukaryota; Fungi; Ascomycota; Eurotiomycetes; Chaetothyriales; Herpotrichiellaceae. Gene Ontology annotation, biological process: cyclic threonylcarbamoyladenosine biosynthetic process. Bases 1 to 1548 code for a protein of 515 amino acids. The record is from RefSeq and is a predicted model, not a curated record. Gene Ontology annotation, molecular function: tRNA threonylcarbamoyladenosine dehydratase activity; ubiquitin-like modifier activating enzyme activity.